Messenger RNA from [Torrubiella] hemipterigena, 2214 nucleotides. The record is from the annotation of a GenBank genome assembly. NCBI's taxonomy places the organism in Eukaryota, Fungi, Ascomycota, Sordariomycetes, Hypocreales, Clavicipitaceae.
CUUCUAUCACACCGUGCACUAUGCCAACGUACAAGGAGCAAAUACAUCCAGGGUUUGGUAUAGAAAGGAUUUUUAUGAACUCUUAGUAAUAUAUACUUGGAAAUAUAAUGAAUUAUUAUAAAAUAUUAUAAAAUUAAUGCGUAGGCCAUUGAUUUCGACACGUGGCUACUAGUCCUGUCACCAAGGCCUAUCCUACCCCUCUUUGUCGUAUACACAACUCUGAGCCUGUCCAAACCAACCUACGUAACCCAUCCUUUCACAACAUAUUCCACAUCAAUGCGGUACCCAAUAGACCACUCAAAUAGUACAACGUAUCGACCUUAACACGCCCUCCUUCCGAUUUCCCUGGUGCCGCUGUUGACUGAGUAGCUACCACGGCAGAGCUUAUUGACGAACUCUUUGCUUCCGAUUGCUUCGCCGCUGAUGACGUCGCCGGCCCAGCAGUCACCACCGAUGUUGUUGGCGUAAAUGUCUGGCUAGCCGCCCACGAUGACUGGUUAUAAAUAAUCGUAGCUUUGCCUGAGCCGUCACCGCACGUCAAGCCCUCUUGGCAGCAGACGUAUCCGCCAUUGGCCUCGGCGCAGUACCUGUUCAUCGGACACCCGCCUUUAAGAUCUGGGCAGCACGUGUAUCCACUGGGGAUGCACCCAUCGCCGCACGAAGUUUGAGAGUCGCUCUUGCACCCGAGUGUGGAUUUGACAAGUACGGGGCUCGACGAUCCAGCUGCUAGCGCCGCGCAGGCGACAACCAUUGCUGCCUGUCUAGCCUUCAUGAUGUCGGAGGUUAUGGAGGUUGGUUGUAGAAAGACAAGUCAGGAAAGGCACUAGCAGUCCACUACGCACCUCCGCACUGUUUUUACAGCACUGCAGGAUCACUUAUGCAGUGAGUAAUGCAGUCAUGGUUGGGUGCCAGACGCUGGCUGAGGGAGGCUGGCGUGGCGCUCCUCUCUACCCUUUCCAUCACGCUAGCGAAGCUAACAAGAACAAUGGUUUCCUAUUCGCAGGCUCGCAAAACGAUGACUUAUCAUCACGUCUCGUGGAACCUAGCACGCAAUAAAACAAAGACUGGACCUCGCUAAUGUCUGCUAGCCUUGAAUUGCGCAACCCGAUAACACUUAAGACUCGUGGUCGCUGAAUUAAGAACCAACCACUGCUGAAACGUGGUCCUCCCAUUCAGGCAAAAGUCGCCCUAAAUCGGGACGCCGGCAUUCGCUAGCGCUUACCAUUGUUGCAGUCCCCAUCGACAAGCUUUGCCCAGAACGCCUAAAUCUGGAACUUCCCCAGACUAUCCGUGACGGGGUUCGUCCUGAUGUGUCCUCCUAUAGGUGGAAUAAAUCCCCCAGAGCGAACCAAGCUACAGGCUGUAGUUUGAGGCUACUGUCUAGCUGGUGUAUCGCGAGUGCACGUAUCCAACGACAUAUAUAACUCUCGUCCGCAGUCCAUUGGAUUCUCUCGAGUACUCAGUACUCCAUCAUUCACUCUUCCCAAACUACAACACUUCACCCCCCAUAUCAAUCUUUUUUACACAAUGCUUCCCAAGACUCUCCUCCUCGCCUUGUCGGCUGCCAGCACGGCCUUUGCCGUCAGCCCUGUCGGCAGCGGUACCUGGAAGUCCGUCUCGCCUGGCCACUCUGACCAGCAAUGCGAAGGUGGCAAGGUCAACGGCAACGACUUCAGCCUGCCCAAGACUGCCAACGGCGACAACAGCGGCUCCGGCUGCUCCAACGGCCACUUGCGCGCUGAACGCCGCUACAGCAACGACUACUCGUCGGGCAUCCACCAGUUUGGCGGCCAGUUCAAGAUCAAGUCGUUUGGCGGCAAUAGAGUGUCGCUCAAGCAGACCUUCAACGGCGAUGCUGGACCCUACUUCAUCAUGGGUGUCGAGAACAGCGGCCGCCUGUACAAUGUUGAGGGCGGCGAUACCAUUGCCGACGGCGUGGCAAAGGUCGGCUCAACAGUCACCAUCAACACUGUCCACAACGCCAACACGAAGAAGUACCAGGUUUACGUUAACGGCGACCUCAAGUACACGACUAGUGCCCCUGGGGGCUCUUACUACGAUAAACUUGGCGCUUACAACACGGACAGCGGCACUGGUCCUAUCGACGUUGAGUGGACUAAUGUUGCGUUCUGGACUCAGUAAACGUUUCUGUGUAGCAAAUAUUUGUAAAUAGCAAUCAUCAUGAAUACAUGCACAUGCACCCGUACUUCUCCU